AUGCCGACCGAUCGUGCAGCAAAUCUUGUUGCGCCUCUGGCGGAUAAAAAUGCCCGCCAGCAAUCAUUUUACCGUCGAUUCGUUCAAUUUCUUUUUUCGAAUCUUGGGCUCGUUCUUGUUGUCGUUGCCUACAGCAUCGGCGGCGCUUUUCUUUUCCAGUUACUUGAACAAUAUAUCGAAUUACAAAAUUGUCAACAAGGAGCCCUAACAGAAAACAUAUCAAUAACAAACAUUUCGGAAACGAGUUACAAUUAUGUGAUUCUCAAUGAUGACACGGUCAAUGACAGUGUAUUGUAUGACCAAAUCAGUGCAUAUAUCACAAAUUUCACCGCCGAUGUCUAUGAACGUCGACUAAGCUUACGUUACACCGGACAAAAUUGUACUGAUUCAUCGGGAUGGAAUUUCCCAUCGGCUUUACUCUUCACUAUAACAGUGAUCACGUCCAUUGGUUAUGGUUACAUCACACCCGUAUCCUGGGAAGGACAAAUCACGUGUAUUUGUUAUGCUUUGAUUGGUAUUCCUAUUUUCCUCCUUUGUUUGGCCAAUAUCAGUUCAGUACUCGGUGAUAUCUUUCGAUUUAUGUAUUCGGGUUUGUUACAUUGCUGCUGUUGUGCUUGCCGUGCCUAUACUCGAGCACGUCGUCGCCGAAUUCGUCGAAUCCGUGAGCAACAAAUCAAGAAUCCUUCGGGCAUUGAUUAUACAGGCACAGCGCCAGUGGACCCAACAUGGCCGGAAACAUCUCGUUCGUUUAAUGACAAAAUGUAUGAUGACGACGAAGAGGAAGAAGAGGAUAUUUGGGACCGUAUGGAAGGCCGUGUACCGUUCGGCGCUGUUAUUUUAAUUAUCAUCGGUUACAUUUGUUUGGGUGCAUUCAUGUUCAACAGAUUUGAAGGUUGGACAAUGGUACAAUCAGUUUAUUUUUGUUAUAUUACACUAUCAACAAUCGGCUUCGGAGAUUUUGUUCCUGGUAUAACGUCAAGUUCAACAUCGGGUUUACGUUUUCUACUGGCUUGUAUUUACAUUCUAUUUGGUUUAGCUAUAUUAGCAAUGUGUUUUGAUUUGAUAAAAGAAGGCAUUGUGGAUAAAUUUCGCUGGUUUGCGCAUAAGCUUGGCAUUAUUGCUGAUGAUGACGAUCAGAUCGACGAAGACCAUACGCGAUAUGCCAACUUUGAAUAUGAUUCACCGAGUCAACGUACGAUGCAAUCUGAUACAAAUAAUUCGAGUGUCAAACGCUUGCAUGCAAAAGCCAAAUCGAUUGAUUCUUUCAAUGAUCCACCUGCUUAUCAACAUGAAGCAUAUGAUGACGAAUGGUUGAAAAAUAUUCCAGACAAAUCCGAACGACCAGAGAAAAAUCUCCUUGUCGAUCCGAUCAAGAAUGAAUUAUCGUCUUCUUGCUUAUCGACUUUUUCUCGUUAUAUAACAACGACACCGACAAAUCCACAAUCACGAUUAACUGCAUCAACACAGCGAUGGGCAAUUAAACGUUAUGUAUUACUCAUUGGAUUACCGGUCACCAGUUGGCUUCUGUAUCGCUUUUCCACAAAGAACGAUACUCGACGAAAGCAUCGAAUUGUUUUCGGAAGUAUUGGACGAGCUAUCUGUGCCAUUUCCAUUGGUAUUCGAUCUGCCAUUGAUCAACAAGUUAGUUUAUGGUUUAAACGUGAGGGUAGUGAUGAAUACAUGUCAGCAUUACAAGCUUGUCGACGACGAAAUGCUAAACGUUUUGCUAAUCUAUGUAUUGAUCUCGGUGGAGUUUACAUCAAAAUUGGACAAGCUUUUAUAAACUUACCCGAAGUGAUUCCUUUAGAAUACUAUGAAGAACUACAAAUUCUUCAAGAACGAGCAUUGCGUCGUGAAAAAGGCGAAAUCGAUAUCCUGUUCAAACGAUACUUUCGGGAUACUCCUGAAAAUGUUUAUAAAAAAUUUGACCGUGAGCCCAUCGCCGCUGCUUCGCUAGCAGAAGUUUAUAGGGCUGAAACCAAAGAUGGGCAAGAAGUCGCCGUUAAAGUGCAAUACUCUGAUCUACGCGAACGAUACGAAACUGAUAUAGCCACGGUAGAUUAG
This is a messenger RNA of Adineta ricciae, 2064 nucleotides long. The record is from the annotation of a GenBank genome assembly. NCBI's taxonomy places the organism in Eukaryota, Metazoa, Rotifera, Eurotatoria, Adinetida, Adinetidae.